UCGUUCGUGAACUAAAGUCGUGAAGAAGAACUAGCGACUCUGUCUCCGGGCAAUGGCCAAAGAAAAUCACCGCGUGGUAAAUCGGCGAAGCCGCUAAAGAGAGUUGAUCAGGCGGAGCGACAAGGUGUAGUUUCUUGAAUCUUAGUUCUCGUUCUUGUGUUUUAUUGGAAGUUCAGUCCAUGGGAGUUGAAUUCAGACGGCGAGACUACGGAGCCGAAGAGCGUGCCUGCUCGCUUCCCAGAAGGCGUGCCGAUACUCAUCCUUUAUCCGCUCAUUCUCCUUCGGCUCUCCGGGUGAAAGAAUCUGGUUGCAGAAAUGAUGAUUUUGUCGAUCCACUUAGGGCUACUGAUGGGAUAAUGGAAGAAUCAUCCAAUAAUAUUCUGCAUGAAGAUAUUUCUUCUGAGGCCACAGCCCCCAGUGACAUCUCUGCUCAACUGAGAGUAAGGAAGGACUGGAGUUCUUUUAAGAGAAUUUUGAUGCAGCGGUUUCCUGUUUCUAAAACAACUCCGGUGUCUUUGGUGUCUGCUGUGCUUGUGAAGGGUACCAAAGGGGAAUUGGAUGAUUCCAAAAAUUUUGAUGAAGAAGAUGUUAAGGUUGUGAGUCAGCAGGAGUGUCUUUCAAAGUUGCAGGAACUUAAAGAUGAAAUUAAUCAGUCUUGGCUUAGGGAUGACCGAGUAACAUCUUUAAGGUUGUCGAUCAAGGUAGCCAGGCUUCUAAUGGAUGCAUCUGUAAUCCAGUUUUAUCCAACACUUUUUGUUCUGGCAACUGACAUAAUGGAUAUGCUUGGUGAUCUCGUAUGGGCCCGCAUCAAGCAAAAAGCCGAGAUCACUGAAGAAGGGGGAUUUAUUUGCUCUUUACCAGAUAACUUCAAAGCAGGUGAUGUAUGCUUUGAUGCCAAAGAAACAUGCAAUAACUGGUUGAGCAAAGUUGGCUCUGUUCGUGAGCUGCUUCCUCGCAUCUAUUUGGAGCUUGCAAUAUUGCCUUGCUGGCGCUUCCUCCACAACCAUCCUGAGAAUAACCUUCAACGCUUGGUUAUGAUGGUGAGGGGCAUUGCUGAUCCACUGGCAUCAGCCUACUGCCGCUUGUACUUGGUCCAAUGUGCUCAACGAUUACCACAAUAUGACACUGGUUUUCUGAUCACCUGCACUAAUGAUCUAAAACUGCUGUUAAUGCGCCUCACACAAGGGAGAGGCACUAUGGAUGGAAAUCUUUCUGGAAAUAGUAAAUUGGUUCUUACACUGAUUGAACCUACUAUUGAGUAUAUCAUGAGAUGCUUAUUAAAGGAUCGGAAACAGAUGGAAAUUAGCAGUAUUCUUGUGGCACUUGGGAUGGGCAGGGACCCGUCAACCUUGUUUAAAAAUUGUUCGUGUAUCUCGAUUUUCCUUCAUUAUAUACUGAAGGAACUUCCAAUUGGGUAUACUUGUUUUAAUGCCAUGGAGAUACUACAUCUCAUAGAAUGCACUGACGAUAGCUCUUUUGAUCAGUGUUUGAAUUUCAAAUUACUCGGACAUAGGCUAUGUGAAAGGGUACCUGAACUGAGCAGUGUUCAUUUACUAGUCGAUAAAAUUUCCCAGGUUCUUUCUUGUUAUGACAAACUUGAUGCGUACUUGAUGGUUGCAGAUGCUUAUUUGGAUAUUAUCUUGGAGAAUCAGUUGGGUACUUGCUUAAAUGUCAUACUGGGUGGAAUAUUUGAUCGUCAAAUGGAAGAAAAGAUUGGUGAAAAUGAAUUGAUGAUCCUGCAGUCAAUUCUUUUAAAGUUGGUUGCUCAUUUUGCCAACAUAGAGGACAUUUUAGCUCUGAACCAUUUUCUAGACAUCUUAGAUAUGUUGCAUGGGAGCUCAAGAAACUCUGUCAAUAUGCAACUUCUUAGUAUGGCAACAAGGCAGGGUCACAUUCAAGAUCCUACAGUCAUUGAGGUCCUACUUGAAGUCGCUCAGGCCUUGUAUGAUGGUUUAGACUUCUCAAAUAUGAGAAAGGAUGAUUAUCAGCAUCCAGCUCGUGUGAUUUCCCGAUUUGUAUAUAUGGUUGAAUAUGGGACGGAAGUCGAACUCCAUUUAAGGUUCCUUGCUCAAUGUCGCGGAGCUUUUGUUUGCAUUAGUGAACUCCAGGUUUCUCGCCCACUGUCUGUUCAGGAGAUGCUUGUUCAUUCCAGCAACAAGUUAGCUGUUAGAGCACUGAGACAUGGAAAUAAUAGUGUCAGCUUUGUCAAAUCAUGUCUCGCCUUUAAUGAAGUUACAGUACCUGCUAUCCCUAGUGUCAUAAGACAGUUCAAAUUAUAUCUUGAAACGGCAGAGGUUGCAAUACUUGGUGGCUUUAUUUCACAUGUGGAUGAGCUUAUAGAUGCAGCAAUAAAUUGUUUGCAAAGUGUAGACUCUGUCGAUGGUGUGCAGACAACCGAAGAUGUUGAAGGGAUUAUUUCGUUAAUAUGCAAGUUAUGUGGCAUUUUGGUGAUGGUUCCAGGUAGCCUUGAUCAAGGAGGGGCCUGCAUUCCCAAGCGUGUCUUGUCUUUCCUAGACUCCCAGCCAUGGGUAUUGCCCAGAAUGAAGAUCAAGGUUUUAUGUAUGGUUGUUUUCUUGUCAGCAGCGUUAUCUCAGAAUCAAUUCCUGUACCAUGCAAUCAGUGGAAAGGUCAUUGGUAAUUACCAAUUAUUUUAUGGUGUUCGGUCCUAUCAUCAAGAACUGUUGUCAUUUUCUGGUGGCAUUCUUCAGGACAUUGUAAAUAUUGUUAUGCAAGAGCCUUCUAUGGCUGUCCGUGGAAAGAUGGCUCUCGAAGCUUGUAAUUGUGUAGCUUCAUCUUUCAAGAUGUCUGAUGAAACGCUAGAAGCAUGCUCCAAACUCGUGGAAAUUGCCAAGUCGUGCUCGCCUGCUGGAGACAAGUUUCUGCAAUCUACUUUGAAGUUUUUAGAUGCCCACCAAAUCCUCCUGUAAGAUGGUUGAUCAGCUGGACUCUUGAGUGUUGUGCAAUUCUUUUACGGCUACUCUUUUUCUGUGGGAAACCCAAGAAACUGAUAGUCAUUAGUACUUACGGGCUACACACAGAGUAACAAAUUGUUGAUGAAUUUCAAAUCAUUUUGAUGCGGAAUUCUUUGAAAUUUUUUUCUUAAAUUCUUUCAUUAAAUUC
Molecule: messenger RNA, 3120 nt
Organism: Sesamum indicum (sesame)
Lineage: Eukaryota; Viridiplantae; Streptophyta; Magnoliopsida; Lamiales; Pedaliaceae
Biological process (GO): endocytic recycling
Cellular component (GO): endosome
Source: RefSeq, a predicted model, not a curated record